AUGGAAUCUUCACCCAUAGCUGCGAUGCAGCCUUCUUCUUGUAUGCCAGCUUGGGCCGGGAUUGAUUUGUACAGUUCACACCCACAUGCACAUAUGUCAAGCGUCGCUGCAAAUUCUUUCGGUCCAAGUGCUUUCGACUUUCGAGAUUUGAGCAUGAAGCAUUCAGCUAAUUCGGAUUACUUCAUGGUAAAACCUGUUCGUGGUUCUUCACCUACGGCAAGUUUGGCGGCAGAUCUAUCACAGAAUUUUCACAUUGAUAUGAGCCCUCAAUUACCGACCCCUCGUCGAUCUCUAUUCACGUCGAAUCUUUUGGGAACAUUGGAAGCUAGGGAUUGUGCUACUACUCCUCCAUUACCUUCCUCUUCGCCAGGUCCGUUGAACGAAAGAAUGGAUAUUUCCCCUCUUCCCCAUAAGCAAACAUAUUUCUCUGUGAUUGAGAUGGCAUCACCGACACCUGCAGGUACGCCAAUGGAGGAUACAACUAUGGGGUCAUCUCCAAUUCGCCCUAGUUUAUUGGACGCACCGAAGCCUUUUGGUGCCGAGCGACGGAGAAAUGUAUUCUUACGACCCUCCCUCUCACGUACCAAUCGUUUCUCGAACAAUACCCGUGCUCGACAAAACGUCGAAAGUCAAUUGCCUCCCUUCCGCUUCGGUGCUGGAAGCAGCAAAUUGUGUACCUCUACAUCAAUAUCUCUGGGCGAAUGUUUUAUGGAAUCACCACCACGAGAACGUCGUCCACAAUCUGCGAACAGUCCUUCAGCUGCGAUCAUGGCACCACCACCUCGCCUGAGUAAACCAUUCUCGAGUGUGUCGAGCAGAAUCAAUGGAUCACCAAUUGGUAGCCACUCCCGCAGAACUUCCAAUCCAUUAGUUCGGCCUAGGAAGCAAUUUCGUCGAUCACUCAGCAUGUUUGAAAGUCCACAAGACAUUGUCAAGGACGUAGCUACGUCGAGCAACUUACAUACCGUUAUGGAUAUUGAUGAAAUACACCAACCAACUUUACCACAUUUUUUUCAGGAAGGGCAACCUGAUAGCAUUCCCAGGAUCGCAAAGGAGACUUUGUUGGAAAUUCUUGAUGGCAAAUACGAUGGAGAAUAUGAACAACGAAUGAUUGUUGACUGCAGAUUCGAGUAUGAGUUCGACGGUGGACAUAUCAAUGGUGCCGUCAAUUAUAAUGACAAAGAAUUGUUGACCAGUCAAUUGUUUGAAGCAGAUGUCUCUGGCAAAACCCUCUUAAUCUUCCAUUGCGAAUAUUCCGCACAUCGAGCACCCAUAAUGGCUCGCCACGUACGACAACAAGAUCGUACAACCAAUGUCGAGCAAUACCCCAAACUUUCCUACCCUGAAGUGUAUAUCCUGGAUGGUGGUUAUAGUGCUUUCUUUACUGAACAUCCAGGCCGUUGCUAUCCCGAGAAUUAUGUUGAGAUGGACGCCGAGGAGCAUGCUUACACCUGUGAGCGUGAAAUGGGAAGACUUCGACAAAACAGAACCAAGCUCAGUAGAGCACACACUUAUGCUAUUGGCCAACACGGACAAGUUGAUGAUAGCCCUACUGCACCUAGUCGAUCAAAAUCAAGUGGCAGUAUGUUAACGACAGAAAUGACGAGUUCCCCUAUGAUGAGCUCUCCCUUGUUUUACGAUCGAGGUGCCCCACGAAGACAAGUCUCAUACUAG
Molecule: messenger RNA, 1674 nt
Organism: Sclerotinia borealis F-4128
Lineage: Eukaryota; Fungi; Ascomycota; Leotiomycetes; Helotiales; Sclerotiniaceae
Source: the annotation of a GenBank genome assembly